Molecule: messenger RNA, 897 nt
Organism: Camelina sativa (false flax)
Lineage: Eukaryota; Viridiplantae; Streptophyta; Magnoliopsida; Brassicales; Brassicaceae
Source: RefSeq, a predicted model, not a curated record
AUGGCAGGAGGAAAUGCAGAGCCGCCGCAGAAACAGGACGAGCUUCAGCCUCAUCCGGUAAAGGAUCAACUUGACGGUAUCACUUACUGCCUCACAAGUCCUCUUCCUUGGUUUGGACCAGCGGAGGCAAUACUUUUGGGGUUUCAACACUACUUAGUGAUGCUUGGAACGACUGUUCUCAUUCCAACAAUGUUAGCUUCAAAGAUUGAUGGAAGAAACCUAAACAAGGUAAAGUUGAUUCAGACAUUGCUCUUUAUUGUGUCUGGACUCAUCAACACGUUAUUGCAAAGCUGGUUUGCGACUCGUCUUCCUGCUGUCAUUAGUGCUUCUUACACAUAUGUGCCAAUCAUCUUAGCUACUCGGUACAAUGACAUUAUGGAUCCUCAAGAGAAAUUUGAAAAGAUAAUGCGUGGAAUACAAGGUCAAGGUGCUCUUAUUUUUGCCUCAUUUCUUCAGAUCCUUGUUGGUUUCAGCGGCCUUUGGCGCAAUGUAGUAAGGUACUUGAGUCCCUUAUCUGUUGUGCCUCUUGUAGCAUUUUCUGGCUUUGGACUCUAUGAACAAGGAUUCCCUAUGCUAGCAAAAUGCAUUGAGAUUGGACUGCCUGAGAUCAUAAAUUCUCACAGGUUAAACCAAUUUGUCAAAUUGUUACCAGAGUGGCCAUUGUAUGGCUUUAUUGCAUACAUUCUCACCAUUGGAAUUGAUACUCAAAUCAGUUGCAGAACUGAUCGUGCUGGCAUCAUUAGCGCCGCUCCAUGGAUUCGAGUGCCUUAUCCUCCUAGUCAAUGGGGAACUCCUACUUUUAAUGCAGGAACUCCUUCUUUCGUUUCUCUUGUUGAGGUCAAACGCUUAAUCUCUCUCGAUUACUAUAGCAAAGUUUUUAAAAACCUCGAGGCAUAA